AUGUUCUCCAAGACAGCCCGCGCUGUUUCUUCUCGCGCCCUCGCAUCGCCGCUGUGGUCGACUGCAAUUCCGGUCACCCGUCCGCUUUCCUGCCAGUUGGCCUGGCCGCAAACCAGGCAGUAUCACGAGAAGGUUCUUGACCACUACUCGCGCCCUCGGAAUGUUGGCUCGCUCGAUAAGACAGAUAAGUCUGUGGGUGAAGGUCUGGUGGGAGCUCCGGCUUGUGGCGAUGUGAUGCGGCUUCAUAUCAAGGUCGAUCCCGAGACCAAAGUCAUUAGCGACGUUAGAUUCAAGACAUUCGGCUGUGGUUCUGCCAUUGCUUCAUCCAGCUAUCUAACUGAGCUUGUCCGCGGUAUGACCCUCGAGCAAGCCGCUCAGGUCAAGAAUACACAAAUUGCUAAGGAGCUUUGCCUGCCCCCCGUCAAGCUGCACUGCAGCAUGCUUGCGGAGGAUGCCAUCAAGUCAGCCAUCAACAACUAUUACAAGAAAAACCCUGAGGCCCGGCCGACCAACCUCGCUGGUCGCGGCAACAAUAAGCUUGAGACAGCUUCGCAGUCUACGCAAUAA
This is a messenger RNA of Thermochaetoides thermophila DSM 1495, 567 nucleotides long. RefSeq lists its product as uncharacterized. The coding region runs from base 1 to 567 and encodes 188 amino acids. The record is from RefSeq and is a predicted model, not a curated record. Lineage: Eukaryota; Fungi; Ascomycota; Sordariomycetes; Sordariales; Chaetomiaceae. The transcript is spliced from 5 exons. Gene Ontology annotation, molecular function: ferrous iron binding; 2 iron, 2 sulfur cluster binding. Gene Ontology annotation, cellular component: cytoplasm; mitochondrial matrix. Gene Ontology annotation, biological process: intracellular iron ion homeostasis; iron-sulfur cluster assembly.